CUUCCUGUCCCGGGCUUGGCUCAGGCUGAGACCCUGUCCCCAUGGUAACAAAUCUGCCCUGAGGAAGGAGCCCUGCCCUGCCCAUGGAAUUGUCCUGAGUCAUCGCUUUGGGCUGAGGCCAUGAGAAGAAACCAUCCUGUGGCAGGGGAGGCAGCCAUCAGCCCUGGCCUACACCGGGGAGACCCGAGAAAGUGGGGGCAAGGAGUGGGUGCAAAGUGGCCACAGCAGGGGUUCCUGGCAGGCGUGAGGCCUGGAGCUAGUCUUCCCCAAUGGCCUGGGCACACUGCCCUCAUCUUCUGGGCUGGUUCUCAUGGCGUGAGGGCUCUGGCACACUGUGCCAGCCAGCAGGCCCGCAGCUGUAGGUCUGAGGCCUUCAGGGAGUCACAAGGGGGGAGGCUGGGGAGGGGCAGACCUGGCAGGCUGACAAGCAGGGCGGGCCUCGCACAGGACAGCCCAUAGGCGGGUUCACACUAAGUUUCGCUUCCCGCCACUGCUGCCAGCAGCAAGAACCAGCCAGACUGCACCCGAGUCAUUGCUGCCUGCCUGCUACUUGGCUCAUCGGCAGGUACCCACCAUGGGCUCGCAGGCCCCACCCCUGGGUCCUGUGCAGACCCUCAUCUUCUUGGACCUGGAGGCCACUGGCCUGCCUUCCUCCCGGCCCAAGGUCACGGAGCUGUGCCUGCUAGCCAUCCACAGAUGUGCCCUGGAGAGCCUACCCACUCCUCAGGGGCAGCCUCCCACAGUGCCCCCACCACCUCGGGUGGUGGACAAGCUCUCUCUGUGUGUGGCUCCAGGGAAGGCCUGCAGCCCAGAAGCCAGUAAGAUCACGGGCCUGAGCACAGCAGUGCUAGCAGCUCACGGGCGUCAACGCUUUGAUGCCGACCUGGCCAACCUGCUCCACGCCUUCCUGCAGCGCCAGCCACAGCCCUGGUGCCUUGUGGCACACAACGGCGACCGCUAUGACUUCCCCUUGCUCCAAGCAGAGCUAGCUUCACUAGGCCUGGCCAGUGUUCUGGAUGGUGCCUUCUGUGUAGAUAGCAUUGCUGCCUUGAAGGCCCUGGAGCGAGCCGGCAGCCCCUCGGAGCAUGGCCCAAGGAAGAGCUACAGCCUGAGCAGCAUCUACACACGCCUGUACGGGCAGGCCCCAGCGGACUCCCACAUGGCAGAGGGGGACGUCCUAACCCUGCUCAGCAUCUGUCAGUGGAGGCCACAGGCCCUGCUGCAGUGGCUGGAUGCUCACGCCAGACCCUUCAGCACUGUCAAGCCCAUGUACAGGGUCAUAGCCUCUGCUGGAACCAAACCAGGACCAUCUGCCACCACAGCCACUGUAUCCCUGGCUGGAGCCAGGGACACUAGUCCAAACCUUGGCAGGGGCAGAAAGCCCAAAGCCCUUCUUCCAAUGAAGGCCCCUGGAGCCUCACCCAGGGAGGGCUUGCUGGCCCCACUGGGCAUGCUGGCCUUCCUGACCUUGGCAAUAGCCAUGCUGUAUGGGCUGUCCCUGGCCACACCUGGGCAAUAGGCCAAGAAGGAAAUUCUAACUAAUAAAGA
Hyaena hyaena (striped hyena) is the source of this 1548-nucleotide messenger RNA. It is a transcript of the gene TREX1, whose product is annotated as three prime repair exonuclease 1. The record is from RefSeq and is a predicted model, not a curated record. Gene Ontology annotation, molecular function: nucleic acid binding; 3'-5'-DNA exonuclease activity. The transcript has 2 exons. Lineage: Eukaryota; Metazoa; Chordata; Mammalia; Carnivora; Hyaenidae. Gene Ontology annotation, cellular component: cytoplasm. Bases 575 to 1519 code for a protein of 314 amino acids. Gene Ontology annotation, biological process: DNA catabolic process.